Loa loa (African eye worm) is the source of this 879-nucleotide messenger RNA. RefSeq names its product MDF-2 protein. The transcript is spliced from 5 exons. Lineage: Eukaryota; Metazoa; Nematoda; Chromadorea; Rhabditida; Onchocercidae. The record is from RefSeq and is a predicted model, not a curated record. Bases 20 to 637 code for a protein of 205 amino acids. Gene Ontology annotation, biological process: mitotic spindle assembly checkpoint signaling. Gene Ontology annotation, cellular component: cytoplasm; kinetochore; nucleoplasm.
AGUUCCAGAAGACGAAGCAAUGGCCACAGAUACUAAAACUCGCGAUGUUAUUUGUCUUAAAGGAUCGGCGCAACUUGUUCAGGAAUUCUUUCAUUUCGGUCUUAAUAGCAUUCUUUACCUGCGAGGUUUAUAUCCGGCAGAUUCUUUCAAACGGGAAAAAAAAUAUGGACUCACUAUGCUUGUUACUAAUAAUCCGGCAUUGCAACAAUAUUUGGCGCCACUCCUUGAACAAGUUAAAUACUGGUUGGAAAAUAAGCAGUUAAGGAAACUGGUUGUUGUGAUCUCAAAUAUACAGACUAAAGACGUACUGGAGCGUUGGCAGUUUGACAUUGAAACAGAUGCACUUAUUCAGCAAGACGGCGAAAACACGACCAAACAAAAGGAUGAAAAGAAAAUCAGACAAGAAAUAGCUGAUGUGAUCAGACAAAUAACAGCCUCGGUAACGUUCCUACCAUUGCUUGAGGCACCGUGUUCGUUUGACGUGCUCAUUUAUACAGGUAAGGAAACGGAUACACCGGAGGACUGGACAGAGAGUAGUGCCUGUAUAAUUAAUGAUGCCGAGCAAGUACAACUUCGCUCUUUCUCAACGGCUAUACAUUCAGUGCAUACGCAAGUGUCUUACAAACCUUGCUUGUGAUGUAAUUAUUUGCACUACUUUCCAUCUUCUAUUUAUGGAGCAUUAUCACUGUAACAAUCAAUGUUGUGUAACAUUUUUGUAACACCUAAUUGAGGCGAUCCAAAAUUUUCGUUGGUUGGGAAAUUCAUGUAUUGCUAUAUACGAAUCACCUACGGGGAAGAAGCAUCACGUUUUCCCUUAACCCUCCUCAUCCAUCUAUAAUUAUUUCUACCAGUUUUCUGGGAUGAAGUGAAUAAAAUUAC